Messenger RNA from Rotaria sp. Silwood2, 264 nucleotides. Lineage: Eukaryota; Metazoa; Rotifera; Eurotatoria; Philodinida; Philodinidae. The record is from the annotation of a GenBank genome assembly.
AUGCAUUUUCAUUUAGAAAAAUCUACUGUAACUGUUCCACCGGCAAAGACACCAACUAGACCAUCAACAAUAUCGAACAAUAUUAGACGAGCAACAAUCUCCUUGGUAACUCCAUCAACUGAAUCAAGUUCCUCAGCUGCAUCAACUUCAUCAUUCAUUAAUACUUCAUUUAUUUCAACUAAACCGACGAUGAUAAGGCCAAUCACCACUACAAAUGCACCAACAAAUAUUAUUUAUCAUAGUGGUCGUAUACACGUCAAUUAA